AUGUUCUUCAUGGGUAACUGUGAUGUUAAUCGGGUGAAAAAUGAAUAUGUCCGGAAGUUCAGCCAUCUAAACAGGACUCCCACAGAUUCCCUGAUUUUUCAAGCUGUGAAUUUGUUUAAGGAAACAGGAAGCGUCCGUGAAGUCCCAGAAGAAACUCCUGAAUCCGCUCUUGAGGAUUUAUUAGAAGAAGAGGAUUUGAUUGAAAAUCCAGAUGAAUGUAAUUCCGUCAAUUCAGUCCUGUCACUUGAAAUAAAAGAAGAAAAGGAUUCAUUUGAUGAUCUUCACGAGGAAGAAAAUACAGAUGAGAAGCAUGAUGGAGGAUUCUCUGUCUUUUUCCCCGAAAAAAUGACAAAUUUAGUAAAGGAUGAAGAAAAUCCGGAGAUGCGCAAAAAGAGAAUUCGGAUGAAGCCAAAGAAACCCUUGAGGGAUGUAAAGGAUUCGGACUACAGAGAAAGUGAGAGUCUCUUUGCGUGCAACAAAUGUGGCAAAAAGUACCUGACAAGAGAAGCCCUAAUGGUGCAUUUGUCGUGUCAUUUGACAAAUGCUCCCCGGGAGUGUAGGUGUCGUUUCUGCUUUGAGAAUUUCCCAACACAAUUCCAUCUGCGUGAUCAUAUAAAAAAGCUACACAGUGAUGAAAUUAAGAAGGAGGAAGAAGAGAGGUUGACGGCAAAACCCGUGCAGGUGUGGCAAUGUAAAUUUUGUUCAAAGACAUUCACGUUGCGAUCAUCAUACCGGAAGCACCUGGAGAUACAUACCAUGGGAAAAGAUCGCAUUUGUGACGUGUGCGGGAAGGGCUUCCGCCAAAUGUCGAACCUGAAGGAACACCUGAAAAUUCACAGUGAUGAAAAAAUGUACAAAUGCACCUUCGCAGAUUGCAACAGGGCAUACAAGCAGAAGACAGCUCUUAAGUUCCACCUGAAAUGCCAUUCAGAUGAUAAACCCUUUCCCUGUGAGUACUGCGGGAAGCAUUUUAAGGAUAAAUCCUAUCUGAAGACCUAUUCAACCCCUCAAGAACCCUGA
Molecule: messenger RNA, 1020 nt
Organism: Lutzomyia longipalpis
Lineage: Eukaryota; Metazoa; Arthropoda; Insecta; Diptera; Psychodidae
Product: zinc finger protein 624-like
Exons: 3
Coding region: 1-1020 (339 amino acids)
Biological process (GO): regulation of transcription by RNA polymerase II
Cellular component (GO): nucleus
Molecular function (GO): RNA polymerase II transcription regulatory region sequence-specific DNA binding; DNA-binding transcription factor activity, RNA polymerase II-specific
Source: RefSeq, a predicted model, not a curated record